This is a messenger RNA of Malaya genurostris, 1002 nucleotides long. RefSeq lists its product as uncharacterized. The record is from RefSeq and is a predicted model, not a curated record. Gene Ontology annotation, molecular function: protein binding. The coding region runs from base 181 to 906 and encodes 241 amino acids. The transcript has 2 exons. Gene Ontology annotation, cellular component: glucosidase II complex. Lineage: Eukaryota; Metazoa; Arthropoda; Insecta; Diptera; Culicidae. Gene Ontology annotation, biological process: N-glycan processing.
UGUUACAAAGCUGAUGUCAGCAGAAAUUGUCGAACUAUAUUGUAAACGUAAACAAAAGUAGUGAAGUGAUGUGUAUAUCUCAUUAGAAAACACCUAAAAUUCUCUUUAGAUGCUAGAUAUUGAAUUCAUCGGCGACUAGUUAGUUCUUAGUUUGCUUUUUCACGUGUAACAUAUAACAAAAUGCGUAAAACAUGGGUCAAACGAGACAACAUCUACUACAAGCCGUUCUACAAGCAGAAACUCAAGAUGACCUUGCUCGGGGUGCUGCUGAUGGCCGUGGUUUUCUUUGGUUACCAAUUUUUCUACAUCAGUCAGUUACAAACGGAAUCGGGGACGGGCGUGCUCGUCCGGCUUAAUUCGGACCAACAUCAGGCUAAUAUUCCACGUGUUAAUUCAAUAGGAAAUGGAGCGGCGGUCGAAGAAACAGCAGCAUCAAAUGGUUUGCGGGACGAAGGCGGAGGAAUAGCGAGUCUCAACAGCAGUACCAAUACGAUAUUCAAGGGUCCAACUGAUGACAGCCGUUACGUCUACGUGGAGAGAAUAGGGAACUACGAGAAACGUAUACUCCGAGGUAUUCGAUUGAGUGAAUUGGAUGCGUACUCAGAGCGACCGCAAACAAUUUUCCACUGUCUUCGUUCCAAUCGGGCGAUCAGUUGGAACCGGGUGAAUGACGAUUACUGUGAUUGUCCGGAAGACGGUAGCGAUGAACCUAGUACAAAUGCGUGCGCUCGGGGUCGUUUCUACUGUCGAUUCCAAAAACGUCACCUAACCGGACGGGGUGGAUAUACGUCCGUACCUAGUUCAUGGGUAAACGAUGGGGUUUGCGACUGUUGUGAUGGUUCCGACGAGUGGCUCAAUCAGAAAAGCAAGUUGCAUUGCCGGAAUAGUUGUAAGGAACAGUACUGAAGAAAUAGGACUGCCUCAAAAUUGUGGAUGAAAGUGUAUUUGAACUAGAGUGCUAGGUUGCGUGUUUUGUAAUAAAUUAUUGUAGUUUGUACAUAA